CGCUGAACUGGUUCGGACCUUGUCUAGGGCCAAGCCAGUGCACACAUCUCAGUUUGUGCACAUCCAUAGAGGCCCGUUUCCAACCUCAAUGCUGCCUUGGAGAUACGUCAUGGGGCCCUGAAUACUGCUCUAAUAAACUUGGACUGGAUUAUCCCCAAUGGCCUAUAAUUAGGGUUCCGAAGAAUUAAGUUUUGGAACGUCUUGUCCUUCUUGUUUGCUGUUCAGGAGAUCAAUCAGGACCCCAGGAUCUUGCUCAACAUCACUUUGGGCUACAACAUCUAUGAGACCCAUUUUGAUGGGAAAAUUACUUCUGAUGCCAUGAUAGAUCUCCUAGCUGGUGGCGGAAACAAUAUUCCAAACUACAGCUGCGGAAUGCGGAACCGCCCACUGGCCAUACUUGAAGGGGCUGAAUCUGACAUCUCCACCCAAAUUUCAACCACUUCUGUCAUCUACAAAGUCCCACAGGUCAGUUACAGAUUCGUUGUUCAUGAUCAUAAUGAUAAAACUCGGCUUUCCUUUGUCUACUCUGUGAUCCCAAAGGAAGAAACCCAGUAUGAAGGGACUGUGAAACUGCUCCUGCAUUUCAGAUGGACUUGGGUUGGUCUCUUUGCUCCAGACAAUGACAAUGGAGAAAGGUUCAGCAGGACCUUGACACCUAUGAUGCUGAGGGAGGGCAUUUGUGUGGCCUUCUCAGAAAGACUAACAGUGCAGCAGAGGGAGCCAUUCUACUUCCAUUCAUCUUUAAUGUGGAAUCAAGUCAAUGUAUUCAUUUAUUAUGCAGACUCUCACAUUUCUUUUCAUCCCAUUAUUAUUAUACAAGAUAUGCUUAAUGAGGGCUUUAAAAAAAUGGCUGGAAAAGUGUGGAUCAAAACAGCUUUUCAGGACAUGACCAUAAACCUAAUGUAUAAACUUAAAUAUUUCCAGCACAGUCAUGGUUCAUUGUCCUUCAUUAUGAAGAUGAAUAACAGGACAACAUACGAGUCCUACAAAGCAUUCUCCCUUGCUAUUAACCAGUUUUGGAGGAAAGCAUUUCAAUGUUCAUAUUCAAAACAUGUGUUGUCUGUGAAAGGCUGGAUAAGAUGCAGAGAGAAUGAGAACCUGAAGGUUCUUCCCGAAGAGGAACUGGAGAGUGUCCUGUCUCAAGACAGCUACAGUGUUUACAGUGCUGUCCAGGUUGUGGCCCGUGCCUUAAAUGCUGCAUACUCAUCUCGAUCUAAGUGGACAGUGAUGGGGGGAGGAGACAGAUUGCAACAUCGAAAACUACAGCCAUGGCAGGUCAAGUGAAAAUUGGGAGCGUGGAGAGACGAGCACUCACUGAUAUCAAGUUCACCUUUAACCCGGAAGUCAUUGUGUGGCCUGCACCAUAUAAUAAGACUGUACCUCAUUCCAGAUGUACAGAAAGUUGUACACCUGGGUAUAUGAAAGUGAUUAAGGAAGGAAAACCAGUUUGCUGCUAUGAUUGCACUCCAUGCCCAGAAGCAACAUUUUCCACUCAGGAAGAUGCAGACCAUUGCCAGAAGUGUCCAGAAGACCAGUACCCACAUAAGGACCAAGAUCAAUGUAUCCCCAAAGUUAUAACUUUCCUGUCCUAUGAAGAAUCCUUGGGGAUCAUCCUAGCUGCUUUUGCCUUAUAUUUCUCAUUCACCACAGCUUUUGUGUUAGGAAUCUUCAUUAAAUACCUGGACACUCCGGUGGUCAAAGCCAACAACCGGGACCUCUCCUAUAUUCUCUUGGUGUCUCUGCUGCUUUCCUUUUUGUCCUCCUUUCUGUUCAUUGGUCAGCCAAGGAAAGUGACCUGCCUUCUCCAACAAACUGCCUUCAUCAUCAUCUUCUCGGUUGCAGUCUCUUCUGUAUUAGCAAAAACCAUCACUGUAGUGGUUGCAUUCAUGGCCACCAAGCCAGGCAACAGGAUGAGGAGAUGGCUGAGGAAGAGUUUGGCCAACUCCAUUGUAUUUUGCUCUUCCAGCAUUCAACUUGGCAUGUGUACUCUCUGGUUAGGAAUCUCUCCUCCCUUCCCAGAAUCUGACAUGUACUCCCAGGCUGGACACAUCAUCCUGCAGUGUAACGAAGGCUCAGUCGCCAUGUUUUAUGGUGCCCUUAGUUACCUGGGCUUCUUGGCUGCCAUCUGUUUCACAGUGGCUUUUCUGGCCAGGAAGCUGCCUGGGGCAUUUAAUGAGUCCAAGUUGAUCACUUUCAGCAUGUUGGUCUUCUGCAGUGUCUGGGUGUCCUUUGUGCCCACAUACCUGAGCACAAAAGGAAAAUACACGGUGGCUGUUCAGGUCUUCUCUAUCUUGGCCUCCAGUGCUGGGUUGCUGGGCUGCAUCUUUCUUCCCAGAUGCUACAUUAUUAUAUGGAGGCCUGAUCUAAACAGAAAGGAACAUCUAAUGAUAAAAGUGAAAGAUGGGUUCUGAUCUCUAGUCCAAGGGACAGACAAGAAUUAUGUCCCACCAGAAUUUAGACAAGACCACAACUUCUGUUUAGGCUGAAAGAUUGCUUGGAAUGGAUUCCUGACACAUUGCUUUCUAGAGUGUGGAAUAAACUAGUGGCAAUUCCCUCUCAAGCCUUUUGAGUGAACAUCAGCAGGAAUAAAAAAGAUCAGAAGCAUUUGAUGUCACAACAUCAGUAUGGUGAAGAGAAGAAAAUUAUUUUUUUUGCAAAGCUUCCUUGAGGCAGAAUAGUGGUCUUGAUUAAGAGAUCUUAAGCAUGUUUCCAUUAGUACUGCCUUUAAUAUAUUGAAAAGAAUGGAUAUUAUGUUGA
Molecule: messenger RNA, 2757 nt
Organism: Hemicordylus capensis (graceful crag lizard)
Lineage: Eukaryota; Metazoa; Chordata; Lepidosauria; Squamata; Cordylidae
Product: vomeronasal type-2 receptor 26-like
Exons: 7
Coding region: 1269-2411 (380 amino acids)
Biological process (GO): G protein-coupled receptor signaling pathway
Cellular component (GO): membrane
Molecular function (GO): G protein-coupled receptor activity
Source: RefSeq, a predicted model, not a curated record